This is a messenger RNA of Electrophorus electricus (electric eel), 5294 nucleotides long. Its product is annotated as endothelin receptor type B-like. The record is from RefSeq and is a predicted model, not a curated record. NCBI's taxonomy places the organism in Eukaryota, Metazoa, Chordata, Actinopteri, Gymnotiformes, Gymnotidae. Gene Ontology annotation, molecular function: endothelin receptor activity. Gene Ontology annotation, biological process: regulation of blood pressure; developmental pigmentation; endothelin receptor signaling pathway. Gene Ontology annotation, cellular component: plasma membrane.
UUGGGUUGUUGCCCAGAAGGAGGCCAUUCUCGUAAAUAGCAGUGGCAUUUAUUGUCCAAAAUAAGGCCUGUAUGAGCAGGGCUUUCAGAAAAGGAACAAAAAGCACACUAUCUUCCAGUUUCACAGUAGAAGCUCAUGUGCCUUCCUACAUGGAAGCUGACCUAUCCAAAACGCAUGCAUCAGGACCUGACAACACUUACUGCUGUCUAAGCCCCAUCAAGUGCCCAGGGCUCAUUUGCUUGGUUAAAAAAAAACUCAAGUGAAAAUGAUCAUUUUGUGCAUUGUCAGUAAACUGCCUAUAACAAAUAUACUCUUUCUGUGUGUAAUGCAGAAAAUUUUUGUUUGAUUAUUUGUAUAUUCAUAUUCCCCAUCCUAGAUACAUUAUAGUAGAUGGUUCUUUGAACUGAAAGCAUCUAUAUGAUUAAAAUAUAAUUAGGCUUUUAUUGACACUCUCAUAAUAUUGAGUUUAUACAGACUUACUGAGUUUGUUCAGUCACAUUUUCCAUUUGUAUUCAUUAGCAUUUGAUUUAUUUGGCAGUAGAAAAGUUUUUGCAGAGCAUAGAAGAACAAAUCAAUAAGAUAUGGUCACUUAUAUUUGUUCACUUAACUUUCAAAGGUGAUUGAUUAUUUCACUGAUUGCUGUAAUAUCAACAAUCACUGAACUGAAUAUUAUGGCAUAAAAUCUUGCACCGGUAUCCUUUAUUUACUAAGUUGCUGCCUUUAAUUACACAUUACACAUUUAUAGUGCACAUUCCUCAUUUGCUCUAAUUCUUUUGGUGUUAUUUCUUCAUAACCUUUGUCUCUUUAUUUUCUGUCACAAUCUAUCUUUCAAUAACACUAGGUAGCAUUUGACAGCCAGGUCAGGCCAAUCCCCACGAAUCAGUUCUCCUGGGAUGCCAAACUGCAUCAGAGGGUGGUCCUUUAGCAUGGGUGGUGGGGUGCCCUAGAAGACAGGAAGACAGAGCAAGCCCCUGCUGAGAGCUGGGAAACACAGAUUUGUAUAUUGACUUGUUACUGCCAGGAUAUCUUUCCUGGAUGUGUUUUUCCAUGACCACAUAUCUUUAUUGCUUUUGUUUGUUUCUGUAAUUAUUUACUCAAAUCAUCAUGAAUGAAUUCAGUUCUUGAAAAAAAUGUGUUAAAUAAUUUGUCUUGUAAUUUGAUUUGUAACUUCAACUAACGUCUAUAUUACACAAAUAAAUUAUCUUAAAGCAGUAAUAAUUAUUAACUAGGUAAGAUCAGUUUCCUGUGAUGCCUUCAUGGGCAGAAAAUGCCAUGAGAUUGUCUAGUAGGGGAUGUUGUUUUUGGUCUUUCUCACAGAGUAUACAUUCCAUUCUGGCCUCCCAUCACAUGAUACCUUUACUGGUCUUCAUAAGAGUUCACAAUGUCUUUGCAGAAUACAGCAUCUGCCAUCCAUCCGUGUUCCAGAUAGAAAUUAAUUACAGAGUAUAACUUUUUGAUAUAUGCUGAUAUUUAUAUUGAUAUUUGUCACCUAUCUGUACAAAACAUGUUUAAUGACGCCUUAGUUGAAGAUCCUCUGUAUUAGUGGUUAAAUCUUAGUGGAUGUUUGUCCACUCAGUGGAUAAGCAGUUGAAACAUUAGUGAAUGUUUUACAUAUGAAAUUUCUCAGAUGACAUGGCCAGGCAAUUCUGAGUUUGCUCCAAGCAGACCUUGGGUUCACAAAUUAUAUUAUCAUGACUUAAUGUCCUGACAGUUCUGCUAAAGGCACAAUUCCUUUUAGGCUACAGUGUGGUUGGACUAAGGAGUGACACUCCAAAUUUGGGUUUUUAUAAAUCAACUUUAGUGACACAUCUGUACGCAGGAUAAUCUCCUGGUCAUAACAGAGAGGUCAGACCUCAUGUGCUGUUCUGGCUUUUGUUAAUCCUUUGGCCUCUUUUAAACUCCUAUAUUAGUGAACUUUUCCCAUUCUGUUACAUUUGAUGAGUAACACCUGAUGAGUUUAAACAAUAACAAUAACUUUGGAAAUCCUAAUUUUUAUUUUUUUUAAUUUUCAGAUUAUCGUGCAUACACUAUAUGUAAACUCUGUAUUUAAGUCAAGUUAUACUGCUUCUUUGCAUGUUUCUUUUAGUGCUUGUUACAGUUCCUUUAAAAUGUGUUCUCUCUUUCAGAUUACUGAUCCUCCAAACAGGACAUUGCUUUGCUAUGCCUCUAGAUUUUAUACACAGCCCAGUGAUGGAUUAAGAACAGAAACCAUGGGUGUUGCAUUCCCAACACUCAAAAGGCAGAGGAUGAAAGUUAUGGGACUGGUGCUACUGCUGCUGGCAGGUUGUUCUGAGGCUUCGCGCUUCCCCCGAGACUCCACCCAAGCUGUCCAUGCAGAUGCUCCCAGCCUGGAGGUGCAAGCCACGAUGUGGAACACCAGCAUUGACCAGCCUGUGCGGAGGGACCAGUCCGCUCUCCCACAAAUGUGCCAUAAACCCACUGAGAUCAAGCAUGCCUUCAAGUACACCAACACAGUCAUAUCCUGCUUGAUCUUUGUGGUGGGCAUCAUCGGGAACUCAACCCUACUACGCAUCAUCUACAAAAAUAAGUGCAUGAGGAAUGGGCCAAACGUUCUCAUUGGCAGCUUGGCUCUGGGAGACCUGCUCUACAUCCUUUUUACCAUCCCUAUUAAUGUAUUUCGGUUGCUAGCAGAAGACUGGCCGUUUGGGGCAUAUAUCUGUAAGCUUAUGCCAUUCAUCCAAAAAGCUUCAGUGGGCAUUACAGUUCUCAGCUUAUGUGCCCUCAGUAUCGACAGAUAUCAUGCUGUGACCUCAUGGAGCCGGGUGAAGGGGAUGGGGAUCCCACUGUGGAAGGCUGUGGAAGUAAUACUAAUUUGGCUUGUGGCCAUAGUACUAGCAGUGCCCGAGGCUCUGGCCUUUGAUGUGAUGGAGAUGAACUACAGAGGGAGGAAGUUGCGUGUGUGCUUCCUUCACCCUCAACAGAACACAGUGUUUUUGCAGUUUUACCAGGAGGUUAAGGAUUGGUGGCUGUUUGGGUUUUAUUUUUGCCUACCACUGGCCUGCACUGGCAUCUUCUACACCCUCAUGUCAUGCGAGAUGUUGAAAAGAAAGAAAGGAAUGCGCAUUGCCCUCAACGAUCACAUGAAACAGAGACGGGAAGUGGCUAAAACUGUCUUCUGCCUCGUGGUGAUUUUUGCUCUCUGCUGGCUCCCUCUGCACCUCAGCCGCAUUUUGAAAAAGACCAUCUACAAUCCAAAGGACCUCAACCGCUGUGAGCUCCUCAGUUUCCUGCUGGUGAUUGAUUACAUUGGUAUCAAUAUGGCCUCCCUCAACUCCUGCAUCAAUCCUGUGGCACUCUACUUCGUUAGCCAGAAGUUCAAAAAUUGUUUCAAGUCUUGUCUGUGCUGCUGGUGCGAGAGCGAUAUUGUUCCGAGCGAUGAGCGGGGUUCUGGAAUUCGCUGGAAGGGCUCAUGCCAUGGUAAUGGAUUGGAUCGGUCCAGCUCACGUUCCAGUCAGAAGUACAGUUCUUCAUAAAACUGCCCACUCCAUCCAUGCUGCCAUAAGGUCAUGGAGUGAGCUGCACCCAGCCUCGUUCGACCCACCCCAGACAGACCAAGUGACAUUCAGAAACUAUGACCCUCACUAUAUUAGGGUACAAGUGCAAGCUAGAAUUCCCACUGAUUCUUGUCAGUUCCAAGGAAUCGACUUCAAAACUAUAGGGCAUGGACCUAGGAUUUAGAGAAGUCAAUAAGUCACAGCUAAACAAGGAGCUCUCCUACAGCAGGAGCAUGCAAAGUGUCAAUUCAAUCCAUAGAUGAAAUCACACAAACUGGCUGAGACUUAUAGAGUUAGCAGAGUCACCUCAGGCCCAUGCUAACGAUGCCAUCUUGAUACUGGAAGUCUGAACAUGGAGUCACUGUUGAAAGGCCUGGCAGCAACACACUGAGUCACUGGUCCUGUCAUUAGACAAACCAUGCAGACUGUAGAACAAAUGAGGUCUUGCUGUUGCAACAGUAUAAAAGUUUAAGUCUCUGUGUAUUGAGACUCUUAUCUGUACCUGUGAACUGAACUAGCACCACCAAUAAGUGCUGUCACAUACAUCAAAUGGAAAGUACUACACAUCUACAUGUAGAUGAGCAAAGGCACCGAGCUCCAACAAACCAAGCUGUGUUGAGAAAUCUUGCAACAGCAGCAAACUAAAUUUUAUCAGCGGUUCACUGCAAAUACAAGCAUUGUUCAUUUGCUUCAUUCUUUAUCCAUAUUGGCUGGUUUACUGCUAUAGGAGAUCCAUGUGUGCAAGCUUCCCAUAACAGUAUUCAGCAUGAACAUGGGUUAUCUGUGUCUUUCAGCCAAAUCAUGGAACAGCAAUGAGAUCUCAGUAUACAGUCCAAUAAUAGUAUUGGAUCUGCCUAAAAUUUCUGAAGACAUGAACACCUGAAAAUAGGUUAGUCAUCAUCACAUUAGUAAUUGUAGUUAAAGUCUUUAAUGACUGACACAUUCAGAACUAGCUUUUCAGUGAAUUAUGAUUUUUAUUAGUUAUUCCUAACAAUAAAUUGACCCGUCACAUCAUAUCUUGUGGCAAUUUUUAAAAGCACCAGGAAAAUAUAUACUUAAUAUUUGGUCCCCAUUAUGUUUAAGACCAAAACACAUUUUUAAAUACUUCAAAAUGUCCCAUCACACAAUUAAGAUGAAUUCACACUGGACAUUUGUAUGGGGGCUUGACUUGAUCCCUGAAUAUUACAAUUGUAAAUCUCUGGUUUUUAAUUUUAUACUAAAAUAGUUCCCGCCCCAUACGUUGCUUUGCUAUCUGUUACAGAUGUACUGAGAAAAUCCAUACAAAAAAAAAAAAAAAAAAAAAAAAAAAAGAGAACGUGUAUUUACUUGUUUUCAUUUGUCAAACUUCAAAACCCUGCUGAGGCAACAAUGGGUCAUUUCGGCUCUUUCAUUUCAAACUCCGAGAGUAAAUAAGGAUUCAAAAUGCUUUUCAUAACUCAAAUUUCAGAAAAGGCAAAUAUGACUUUUUUCCAGUUAAAAGUUUUGUAGCAUUUAUUAAAUCCAGGAACAUGUUAAAAUGUAGCUUAGAAAAUAUAAUUUUUAAAAGUUUUUCCUCAGUACUGGGCUACUUAUUACUUUGUUCCAGAAUAUUACAGUUAUGCCCUUAUUUGUAAUCUGUGGUAUGUUUUCAGAUUCUUGAUUAACUGCAUUUUCCAUUUUGUUUCACAUCCAUACACACUUGAAUGUGUGAGAGAGCAAGUGAUAGAAAUAUACAUCACUCUUUCUUAGUAGAUUUUUUUUUUUUUUGUCAUAUUCCACAAUAAACUGAUUUUAUUUCUA